Perca fluviatilis (European perch) is the source of this 4871-nucleotide messenger RNA. RefSeq names its product radixin-like. Gene Ontology annotation, cellular component: cytoskeleton; microvillus; filopodium. The record is from RefSeq and is a predicted model, not a curated record. Lineage: Eukaryota; Metazoa; Chordata; Actinopteri; Perciformes; Percidae. Gene Ontology annotation, molecular function: actin binding; cell adhesion molecule binding. The coding region runs from base 280 to 2025 and encodes 581 amino acids. Gene Ontology annotation, biological process: regulation of organelle assembly; positive regulation of protein localization to early endosome; regulation of cell shape. The transcript has 16 exons.
UGGCUCGACACUAGCACCCCAAAUCGCCUUAUGGUUAAGACUUCAACGGGUUCUGUGUCUGUGGGAAUUCGUUUCGUCAAUAGCACUAAGAGAUAAGGAACGAGGACCUGAACGGAUUUCUCAGCGUGAAUAUUUUGUGACGUUUGACGAUAACAGGCUUUCCUAGUAUCAACCUAAAGAUAUACUUCAUACCCCCGGUCCUGUGAUACAGCUGUUGUUGCCGUCCUGUGACGGAUUUAUCCUCUCAGCUGUUGUGUGUAAGGAGGAGAGGAAGCAAAGAUGCCGAAACCGAUCAAUGUCCGUGUGACCACCAUGGAUGCAGAGCUGGAGUUUGCCAUCCAACCUAAUACCACAGGAAAACAGCUCUUUGACCAGGUGGUGAAGACAGUGGGACUGCGGGAGGUCUGGUUCUUUGGACUACAGUAUGUGGACAGUAAAGGCUACAGCACUUGGCUCAAACUCAAUAAGAAGGUGACCCAGCAGGAUGUGAAGAAAGAGAACCCCCUGCAGUUUAAGUUCAGAGCCAAGUUCUUCCCUGAGGAUGUCUCCGAGGAACUAAUCCAGGAGAUAACUCAGAGACUCUUCUUCCUGCAGGUGAAAGAGGCCAUCCUGAACGAUGAGAACUACUGUCCCCCAGAGACUGCUGUGCUUCUGGCGUCAUACUCUGUCCAGGCCAAGUAUGGAGACUACAACAAAGAUGUCCACAAGCCUGGGUAUCUUACCCAUGACAGACUGCUGCCUCAGAGAGUCCUGGAGCAGCACAAGCUGACCAAGGAGCAGUGGGAGGACAGGAUACAGACUUGGCACGAAGAACACCGAGGAAUGCUCAGAGAGGACUCUAUGAUGGAAUAUCUUAAAAUCGCCCAGGACUUGGAGAUGUACGGAGUCAACUACUUUGAAAUCAAAAACAAGAAGGGCACACAGCUGUGGCUGGGGGUGGAUGCCCUUGGCCUCAACAUCUACGAACACGAAGACAAGUUAACCCCAAAGAUUGGCUUCCCCUGGAGUGAGAUUCGAAACAUCUCUUUCAAUGACAAGAAGUUUGUCAUCAAACCUAUCGACAAGAAAGCACCUGACUUUGUGUUUUAUGCCCCACGGCUGCGCAUCAACAAGCGUAUCCUGGCAUUGUGUAUGGGUAACCACGAGUUGUACAUGAGGAGGAGAAAGCCCGACACCAUCGAGGUGCAGCAGAUGAAGGCUCAGGCCCGCGAGGAGAAGCACCACAAACAGAUGGAGAGGGCUCAGCUGGAGAACGAGAAGAAGAAGCGCGAGUAUGCAGAGAAAGAGAAGGAGAGGAUAGAACGGGAGAAAGACGAGCUCAUGCAGAGGCUGAGACAGAUUGAAGAUCAGACAAUGAGAGCUCAGAAAGUACUUGAACAGCAGAGGGGGGCGGGGGGGGGGGGGGGGGGGGGGGAGAGAGAAAGCGAGGAGGAGGCCGAGAGGCUGGAGAGAGAGAGGCAAAUGGCUGAGGAGGCCAAGGCAGAACUGGCCAAACAGGCCGCAGACCAGCAGAAGACCCAGGAACAACUGGCUGCUGAACUGGCUGAAUUUACAGCCAAGAUCGCUCUCCUGGAAGAAGCCAAGAGGAAGAAAGAUGAUGAGGCCACAGAAUGGCAGCACAAGGCUCUGUCAGCCCAGGAUGACCUCGAGAAGACCAAGGAGGAGCUGAAGUCGGCAAUGACUGUGGUGCCAGCGCCUCUGAGUGGCCAUGCUGAGAGUGAGCAUGACGAGCAGGAUGAAAACCACGCGGAAGCCAGCGCCGAGCUCUCCAAUGAAGGCGUCAGCCAGUUAGACCUCCGCAGUGAAGAGGCGCGCGUCACCGAAGCCCAGAAGAACGAGCGGGUCAAGAAACAGCUGCAGACAUUAAGCUCAGAGUUGGCCGAUGCCAGAGAUGAAACCAAGAAGACCCAGAACGACGUGCUACACGCGGAGAACGUGAAAGCAGGCCGAGACAAAUACAAAACGCUGCGCCAGAUUCGACAGGGCAACACAAAGCAGCGCAUCGAUGAGUUUGAGUCCAUGUGAGAACAGCACCGCCACUCUUUCCCUGAGGGUGUACCUGCUCCUGAACUUUCCCCUCAGCGGCUGCUCAUUAUCGUGGACAACCGAUGCUGCCAUCCUCGUAGUCCCUCCAUGUCCCCCUCUACACCCCCAGGCAAUCUUGAGAAAUCAUCUUGUCAAACUUUGCCAAAGUCCUGCCCCACAUCUCCUCUCUGAAAGUUGGAUAUCUCCCCAAUAUGGAGCUGCCUACACGCCACUCUGAACAAGCAAAUAUCAUCGUACUGCAGAGAUCAUCUGUAACCCUUAAACACAGGGGAAAAGAGAAACUGUUAAAACCAAAAUGGAAGCUGUUGGAUUUAUUAUUUUUUUUUCUUUCUCGAGCAAACAUGGCCAUAUAAAGCUUUUUUUGGACUUGUAUGCAAUAGUUGAGUAUGAUCCCAUGUCUUCAGUUAAAGAUGACCUGUCCUCUCCUUGUUUUUAAGUUGAUUCCCUCUAACCCUAACCUGCUUUAGUUUGACUCCUUUUAUUGAUGAUGCCCUUCUUUUUAGUUGUCUGAACACAUUUGGCUGCAGGCUAUGCAUAAAGACUGGAGUUUGGAGAUAAUAAUUUUAACUCGACGUCCAAGCGCUUGCUUAUGUUGCAUCAUGUCAAAAGCUAUCACAACUUAUGCUAAUACUCUUAGCAUCUGAUUCAUUAGAGAGCUGAGGUCAUUUCACUCUAUUCAGUCAAUUUAAACUGUUAUUUGAAUGUUGCAUUAAUAGGUUUAUAUAAAAAAAAAGCACAGCAGUAUUUUAAUAAUUUAAUUCCAAGCUCAAUAUCAAGAAUAGCGUUAAAUGAAUUGACCCUCGUAGGGAAAAGAGACACCCAACUUGUCACAUGGCAGGUUUUGAUGAACGAAUGUAGCAAAGGUAACAAAGGGAAAGUGUUUUUUUUUUUUUUUCUCCUCAUGCAGAGGUGAUAGGAUAGCAUGCAAUGAGCUUGUGCCACUGAGCUAUCACCCACGAGCUUAAAAGUGUUAAAAGAUAAGCUAAUUGGUGUGUGUGUGUGUGUGUGUGUGUGUGUGUGUGUGUGUGUGUGUGUGUGUGUGUGUGUGUGUGUGUGUGUGUGUGUGUGUGUGUGUGUGUGUGUGUGUGUGUGUGUGUGUGUGUGUGUGUGUGUGUGUGUGUGUGUGUGUGUGUGUGUGUGUGUGUGUGUGUGUUUCUAGUUGCAUCCCAGUGUUUCAUUCCCAGUCACCAUAGAUGGUUUUCUCUGCCUACCAGCUCACAAAGGAAGCCAGGGUAUUAAAUGGACAGACCGAGGAACAGAGAGAGGAGUACUAUGUCCAAGCUGUUUGUCGGUCUGUCCAACCUUGUGUGUGUGCGUGAGAGAGAGAGAAAGUGUGUGCAGGUGUAGAAGCUGAGACUUGGCACCUCUCUGGCUGGGGAGCUUAUGAAAACAUCAGUCCUCGACCCAGGACAAAUCUCUACCUCAGUAAUGUUAGCAGUGGUGACUGACAGUCAAACACUCAGGAUGCGGCCCCUCCUCCCUCCCAAUAAGGUCAUGAUUUUACUUGGUUGCCGUUACAUCCUUGUGUGGUGCUCCAGGGCAGGCUACAUUUUGUACGUUGGGUUAAGGAUUUCAAGAGAACAGUAAGGGUCUGUGUAAAACCUACCCCCUCAUUGAGAUCUGGGUUGAGCUAGUUUUACACAACGGUCUCUCCUUGGUCCUGGCCUUGCUCAGAUGUUUUGGUUCAUUGUCAUUUUGUCCGGGGGGGAAAAACAAAAUUGCAAACAAUGAGGAAGGGGAAAUAAAUAAUGUUGCAAAUAUCAGAAUUAAGAUGUACUUUAGUAUAAAGCUAAUUUUCAGAAUAAAUAAAGUAAUUUUGUCAUUGCCUGACAGGGUCCUGUGACUCAUUUGGUUCUAAGUUGUUGGUGGUGACAGACUGGGUCUACAGAGCUGCCGGGACUCAAGAUCUUGUUUUAAAAGAAGGCUCUCCUGUAUAAUAUUUAAUUCCCUUUAGUGUCUGCGCAGAACUUUCUCCUUGGUUUCAAUUUCACUUCAAGGAGACAGUUUGCAGACCUGCAAUGGAUCAUGGGACUGAGAGACUUGUGAAUACGUAAAGAGAUGUUAUUAGUAGUUCUUCAUGUGAAGGGACCUUGCUAUUGAAAAUUGUGCAUGUCUCUUCAAUCAAAUGGAGAGUAGGCCAAUUUCUUCCCCUAAAAAUUCCCAUCUGACAUUGUUUUUGCUCAAACUAACUCCAUCUUUUGUGGGGUGGAAAAUGUUCCAAGGUGCAUUUUUGACAUAAGUGAACAUAAAGUUUUGCUUUUUUUUUUUUUUUUAUAUAAUUAACUAUGAUGAGAAAUGUUUAUGGUAUUAUUUGUUACGCUAUACUGACAGCUGGUGUAGAUUAUUGUUUUAAUAGUCAAGAGUUUUAAAGUUAAAGAUCUUGUAAGCAACAAGACACUGAAUCCUGCCUUUUGUGUUUAACUUCAGUGUCCAUUGUUAGUGUAUUGUUUGCCAUAACAGGUGAAAAAAAUGACCCUGUGCUUCCAGCUCAUAUUUUUGUAUUGUGUUCAAAGACCCUAAACCGGCAGCACGCAUCGCUAUACUGACCGGCUUCAUUGGAGGGGAAAACUAUUGUUGACACAUCCACACCCUCAACCCCCCACGUUCAAGCUGUGAGGCUUCAGUUAGUUUAUUUUCACAGCAGAAUGUCAUUGGCCUGCCUGUCCCCUCCAAUGAAGCCAGUGUCUGUGGUGAUGCCUGCUCUGGCACCAGCUGUCACAUUUUGCCGUUUGUUUUUUUCCUUAUGUUCAUGUAUUCUUUAAGAUGGAAGGCACAGAUGGAUUGCAAUUAAUUUCAUGGUUCACAAAUAAAAGUUUUAAAUUUUG